UAGCAUAAGAAUUCUAUAAAAGUGUUACUCAAUCAAUCUAAUGUAAUCAAAUCAGCUACACACAAAAAGACCAAACAUGAGUUCCAAAAUGCAAACGCUCAUCCUUUUGUUAGUCUUAACAAUAUCCUCAGUCACUGUCAAAGCAUCACCAACCGAUGCCGGCAUUGCCAUCUACUGGGGUCAAAACCUAGAAGAUGGCACUUUGUCCUUAACAUGUGACACUGGUAACUACAAGAUUGUACUCUUAGCUUUCCUCAAUGUCUUUGGAUCAGGAAUACCUCCAAGCUGGAACUUCGCCGGUCAUUGCGGGGACUGGAGUCCAUGCACAAAACUCGAACCCGAAAUCAAAUACUGUCAACAGAAAGGUAUCAAAGUUUUACUUUCCAUUGGAGGUGCUUCUGGAACUUACUCCCUUAGCUCACCAGAUGAUGCUAAAGAUGUUGGCGACUAUCUGUAUACUAACUUCCUUAGUGGCCGAUUUGGUCCACUUGGAAGUGUUACGUUAGACGGUAUUGAUUUUGAUAUUGAAGGAGGUUCGAAUCUUUAUUGGGAUGACCUUGCUAGGUAUCUUGACAGUCUAAGACAGCAAAACAGGUACUUUUACUUGGCUGCUGCACCUCAAUGUUUCAUGCCAGAUCACUAUCUAGACAAAGCUAUCAAAACGUGGUUAUUUGAUUAUGUACUUGUUCAGUUCUACAAUAACCCUCCAUGCCAAUAUGAUAUAGCAAACUCUGAUGCUACAUUGCUCUUACAAUCAUGGAGUGCUUGGACAUCGUUGGUUCUACCAAAUAAUACUGUUUUCAUGGGAUUACCAGCAGCACCUGAAGCAGCUCCUAGUGGUGGUUAUAUACCACCAAACGAUCUCAUUACUAAGGUUCUUCCUUACAUUAAACCUACUUCUAACUAUGGAGGAGUUAUGCUUUGGGAUAGGUUUCAUGAUGUUGGAAAUAAUUACAGCAAUCAGAUAAAGGAACAUGUUAAACAAUCUGAUCUUCAAUUUGUGACACAACUUUCCAAAGUAAUAACUGGGUUUGUCUCGGCAGCUUUGAAUGGCAUGUUGCCAAAUUAAAUCAUGUUGUAGAUCGAUGUCGAUUGCGCAAAACACUAUAUGUAUGUGUAUUGAAUAAGAGUGAACUCAGAUUCUCUACAGUCAACUUUUAGGGUGACUGUAUACUGUUGGAUUAAGAAUGAAAAAUGAUGAGAGCUUGUUAAGUUAAGUAACUUUAGGCAAUGCUAUGUAUCUAUCAGUCUAGUUGCUAUCUGAUUUCCAUGGUGUUCAUGUAACCUAAGGGAACCAAAGCAUCUUUUCCUAUCUUAUGUUAAAUAUGUAUUAGAUUUUGUUUGAUUUCCA
Messenger RNA from Lathyrus oleraceus (garden pea), 1351 nucleotides. RefSeq names its product hevamine-A. NCBI's taxonomy places the organism in Eukaryota, Viridiplantae, Streptophyta, Magnoliopsida, Fabales, Fabaceae. Gene Ontology annotation, cellular component: extracellular region. Gene Ontology annotation, molecular function: chitinase activity. The record is from RefSeq and is a predicted model, not a curated record. The transcript has a single exon. Gene Ontology annotation, biological process: carbohydrate metabolic process. The coding region runs from base 77 to 1069 and encodes 330 amino acids.